This is a messenger RNA of Hibiscus syriacus, 1008 nucleotides long. Its product is annotated as ATP synthase mitochondrial F1 complex assembly factor 1-like. Gene Ontology annotation, cellular component: mitochondrion. The transcript has 4 exons. Gene Ontology annotation, biological process: mitochondrial proton-transporting ATP synthase complex assembly. NCBI's taxonomy places the organism in Eukaryota, Viridiplantae, Streptophyta, Magnoliopsida, Malvales, Malvaceae. The coding region runs from base 130 to 918 and encodes 262 amino acids. The record is from RefSeq and is a predicted model, not a curated record.
GGUACACUGUGCUUCGCUGGUUUUGACCCGAGUUUUUGGCGCGUUGCAUUUGCACAUAGGGUGUUUGAUAAAAUCACCCACCGAAUCAAGUUUGAGCUGAGUCGAUUCCGCACCUGAGAACUCAAAACAAUGCAACGGUUAACAUCAAGAGUCACCGCAACCGCGAAAGUUUGCUCGUUGCUGAGAACUAUCCUCAUUAAUGAAGCACCAUCUUCUUCUUCUUCUUCUUCUUCUUCUUCUUCUUGGCUUCCAAGCCGCUGCUUCUCUACUUUCUCUGUGCAGGAACGUGCUAAAACCCCAGGAAAAGUAGCGAUCCCAGGAGAUUUAUUGAAAUGGGGUUCGCUUGGGUUUUGCAGGACUUUGAGAUUUGCAUCAGGGUUUAAGCCUUUAGAACCCAAGCCGUUGGAUUCCAUCAUGGAUUUGAACAGAGCAAAGAACCGUUCACCUGAGGACCUUGCUUCCAUUUGGGAUGAUUAUCACUUGGGAAGAGGUCAUAUUGGGUUGACCAUGAAGGCAAAGCUUUACCGUUUGUUGGAACAAAGAAGCUCGGAUUGCCGCUAUUUUGUCGUUCCUUUGUGGAGAGGAAGUGGUUAUACAACAAUGUUUGCUCAAGUGCAAUUGCCAUACAUGCUUUUCACCGGUCUUGAAGAUUACAAAGCAAGGGGAACCCAAGCAUCUCCUUACUUCACUGCAACCUUUUAUACAGACUUUGCGGAAAGCAAGGACUUGGUACUUAUUCGUGGAGAUAUUGUUUUCACCAGCAAGCUUACUGAUGAGGAAGCAAAGUGGCUCCUGGAAACCACUCAAUCUUUUUAUCUGAAUGAUGUGAGGUACAAGCUAGUUGAAUGUUUCAAUAAAGAACCCCGUGAUUUUGAGUUCAAGGAUGUGUUACGAGCUUUAGACAUGCCUAUUUUUUAACUUCUUAAAAUGAUAGUCCCUGAACUGCUAUGCUUCAUUUGUAAGAAUUUGGAAACAAUAAUGUUUCCAGUAAGUUUUAUGCAAUUACUG